AUGUAUCGCCUCAGCAGUGUAGGGCGGAUAGCCGCCCUUGCGUGCGUGCUGCUGUCGGCCUCCCUGCUAGCAGCUCCUUCACAUGCCUUCUACCUACCUGGAAUGUACCCGAAGGCUCAUGCUCCGAAUUCCGUGAUCAACGUCAAGGUGAACUCGCUUACUUCUAACGAGACGGGCCUUCCCUUCAACUUCUACAGCCUUCCGUUCUGCAGGCCUGAGGAGGGUAUUCAGAAGCUGGACGAGAAUUUCGGCGAGGUUCUGGUGGGAGACAUGAUCGAGAACUCGCCGUACAAGUUUAACAUGCUCGUCACGCAGCGCGCCGUCAAGGUCUGCGAUUCCGGCCCGCUGAACGAAUCUGACGUGGAGCACUUUAAGAUGCGCAUCGACGACCAUUACCACAUUAAUCUGCUGCUGGACAACUUGCCUGUGACCCUGUACGCGCUGGAGGAGAACCCCGGCGACAUUCUUACCGGAUUCCCCAUCGGUUACGUCAGCAACGGCCAGUACUACAUCUACAAUCACAUCCUUUUCAAGGUUCUCGUGCACGAGUACAAGGAGACUCCUGCCGGCCUGGCUGGCAUGUCUAUUGGCGAUUCCACGCUGGAUGUUCUUCCGGAGGAGGGUCUUCCCGAAGGAAAGGGGAACUCAGGAUUUCUUGUCGUUGGAUUCGAAUCAGCAGCGUGCAGCAUCCGCCGUGUCCCGGAUCAGUCGAAGCCGCGCUACACCGCUCUGGAUCCAGUGGACUGCUUCAAGACCGAUCCGCAGCCCAUCGCACCGGGCGAGACCAUCGUGUUCACCUUCGACGUGCUGUGGGAGAAGAGCGACAUUCAGUGGGCCAGCCGAUGGGACGCAUACCUGAAGAUGCGCAGCGACCAGGUGCACUGGUUCUCCAUCCUUAACUCGCUCAUGGUUAUCUCCUUCCUCGCCGGCAUGGUGUUCGUCAUUCUCCUGCGCUCCGUGCAUCGCGAUCUGGCGAAGAUCGAGCAGCUGGACAAGGAGGAGGCGCAGCAGCUUGCGGACGAGAGCGGGUGGAAGCUCGUGGUGGGUGACGUGUUCCGCACGCCCAACUACCCGGGCAUUCUCUGCGUCGUCGUCGCCAACGGCACGCAGCUCAUCGCCAUGGCGACCGUCACCAUCUUCUUCGCCGCGCUCGGUUUCAUGUCGCCAGCGUCGCGCGGAGCGCUGCUGAUGGGCAUGGUGUUCCUGUACCUGCUGCUCGGUGCCGCCGCCGGCUACGUGGCCGCCCGCCUGUGGGUGACCCUUACCGGGCUCACGGAGGGAGCGGUGGUUCUGGCGUUCAAGGUGGCGUGCUUCUUCCCAGGCAUCUGCGCCGUUGUGCUCACCCUGGUGAACUUCCUCCUGUGGGGCACGGACAGCACCGGCGCCGUGCCGCUGACGCUCUACUUCUACCUCUUCUUCAUCUGGUUCGUCAUCUCCGUGCCGCUCACCAUCGCCGGCACCCGCGCGGGCUUCAAAGCGGAUCGCCUGCAGUACCCCGUGCGCACGAACCAGAUCCCGCGCCAGAUUCCGGAGCAGAGCUACUCCCCGUGGCUGCUGAUCAUCGGCGGCGGCAUCCUGCCGUUCGGCACGCUGUACAUCGAGCUGUUCUUCAUCAUGUCGUCCAUGUGGAUGCAGCGCAUCUACUACGGCUUCGGCUUCCUGUUCAUCGUGCUCGUGCUGCUGAUCGUGGUGUGCGCCGAGGUGGCCGUGGUGUUCACGUACCUGCAGCUGACCAUGGAGGACUACCGCUGGUGGUGGCGCAGCUUCUUCGCGUCGGGCGCCGUGGCGUUCUACGUGUUCCUGUACUCGAUCAACUACCUGAUCGUGGACCUGCACCGCAUGCACGGCACGCUGUCCGCGAUUAUCUUCAUGUGCUACUCCACGCACGCGCGCUUUAAGGCCCACCAUUCAGUCCCCAAGGGAGGUUGGCGCAAGACUUGUCUCAGCACUAGCCGGGCGGACGGUAGCAAGCAGCUACUGCUUCCCGUCUUCCCCCUUUUUCCCCUCUUCCAUACGCUCUUCUUCCCCCUUCCCCCUCUCUGCCUUACGCCCGUUUUCCCCCUAACGCCAAUCUGCCUUACUCCCCUUCUUCCACCUUUUCCUUAUCUCCCUUGUUUUCUUUCUCCCCCUUCCCCACUCUGCCUUUCACCCGUCUUCUCCCCUUCCCCACUCUGCUUUUCAACCGUCUUCUCCCCUUCCCCACUCUCCCUUACACCCAUCUUCCGACUUUCCCCUCUCUGCCUUGCGCCCUUCUUCCCCCUUACACCACUCUGCCGUAUUUUAGCUGCCCCCUUUCCCUCAUUUCCCCCCACCCUUCUUCCCCCACUCCCCUAUCUGCCUUACACCCAUUCUUCGCCUUCUUCCCUUACUCCCCUCUCAAAUAGCCCCCCAUCUACCUCAUUCCACUCUGCUACACUGCUUUCGGUCCCUUACUCCCCUCGGCUAUACCCCACGCUCUUCACUGCUCCCCUCACGUAUACCCCUUGCUGUCCCAUAUUCCCCAUGGCUAUACCCCUUUCUCUCCCUUGCUCCGCCCGGCUAUCCCCCUUUCUCCCUCUUACUACCCUCUGCUACACCCCUUUAUCUCUCGUACUCCCCCCGGCUAUACCCAUUUACCACCCAUCCUCCCCUCGGCGCAACCCCAAUUUGUCCCUUACUCCCCCCGGCUAUGCCCCUUUCUCUGCCAUACCGCCAUCGGCUAUUUCUCUUUCUCCCCCUUCCUCCCCUCUGCUAUACCCCUGA
Molecule: messenger RNA, 2742 nt
Organism: Closterium sp. Naga37s-1
Lineage: Eukaryota; Viridiplantae; Streptophyta; Zygnematophyceae; Desmidiales; Closteriaceae
Source: the annotation of a GenBank genome assembly